ACACACAGUCAUCAGCACCCCACCCCCAGACACUCACCAACAGACUAGAAACAGAGGAUAAAUUCCCCUGCUAUCCUUCAGUCACUUUUAAUCUGGACACGGGAAAGAAAGUGAUAAAUGUGAAGGAAAUGCACCUUGAAUGAGUGAGUUCAGCAGCUGAUUCCACCUUUCUGGAUUGCUGUGACCUGUUCAGGAACAACUGUAUGACAUCUAGGAAAAGAGAUGGUGGGCCUGGCUGUCUCCUCAGCAGCUGUUUCUGCGAUGGAGCUCUUGGUGACGGAGUUGAAUGUGCUGUUGAAGCUGUUGGACCAUGAGACCCUGAGCUGUGCUACAGAAGAGAAGAAAACCGCUGUGAAGAACCUUCUCAGACAACUUCAGCCCUCAGUCACUGGAAAAGACUAUAUGUACAUGAACAGCUCAGUAUACAGAAAUGGAACCAGCUUUGUCGAAUCCCUUUUUGAUACAUUCGAUUGUGACCUAGGGGACCUGAAGGUUGAAAUGGAGGAUCAGAAGAAUGAGCCAGAGACAAAACACACUGACCACAUUGUCCCCAAACCAAGCACAGCGGACUCGCCUCCCCCCCUGCCCAACACACCACCUCCAGAGGAUUACUAUGAAGAAGCCGUUCCACUCAGCCCUGGAAAGAUGCCAGAAUAUAUCACUAGCCGCAGAAGCUCCAGUCCUCCUAAUUCCAUUGAAGAUGGAUAUUAUGAAGAUGCUGAGAACAAUUACCCAACAACUCAAGUGAACGGACAACGCAAAAACUCCUAUAAUGACUCGGAUGCCUUAAGCAGUUCUUAUGAGUCAUAUGAUGAGGAAGAGGAAGAGAAAGGCCAGCGUUUGACACACCAGUGGCCCUCAGAGGAGAACUCCAUGGCCCCGGUGAGAGACUGCCAUAUCUGUGCCUUCCUGCUGAGGAAAAAACGCUUUGGCCAGUGGGCCAAACAGCUCACUGUCAUCCGCGAGAACAGACUCCAGUGCUAUAAAAGCUCAAAAGACCAGUCGCCCUACACUGACAUACCACUCAGUUUGUGUAAUGUCAUCUACGUGCCCAAAGAUGGCCGGAGGAAGAAGCAUGAGCUCCGAUUCUCUCUUCCCGGUGGAGAGGCACUGGUGUUAGCCGUGCAGAGCAAGGAGCAGGCCGAGAAAUGGCUCCAAGUGGUGCGUGACGUUACAGGUCAGGGGAAUGGGUUGGACAGCCCAUCUUCUCCCAUGAUUCCAAAGAAGAUUGAACUGGACAAGUGGUGUUCUUCAGAGAAGCAAACCUCAGAUUCUGACAGUAUGCCAAGUGGAGAAAGUGCUCGCGAUGGACGGGAAAAUGGUAAACCCAAGCGAGGUGCACUGUCAGAACUAACGGGCAACGUAAGCCGAGCUGCAGGAAGAAAGAUCACAAGAAUGAUCAGUUUCUCCAAAAGAAAGCCUCCACUGCCAGGAGACAACUGCACGUCACCCGACCAGGAUCCCCGGUGUGGUUAUGUAGGAGUGCUGUUGAAUCAGUGCUGGAAGGAACACUGGUGUCGGGUGCAGGCUGGAUUUCUUUACCUUUACCAUGAGAAAGGAGAACAGCGGGUCCCCCACACCACUGUGGCUCUGAAGGGAUGCGAGGUUGUCCCAGGCCUCGGGCCUAAACACCCCUUCACCCUGAGGAUACUGAAAGGAGGUGCAGAGCUGGCAGCUUUGGAGGCGAGUUGUUCGGAGGACAUGGGCCGCUGGCUGGGAGUCUUGUUGGCAGAAACUGGUUCCUCUGCUGACCCCGAGUCCCUACAUUAUGACUAUGUAGAUGUGGAAACUAUUGCCAACAUCCGUACAGCUGCCCGUCACUCUUUCCUAUGGGCAACCUCCACAGAUUUUAGAAUGUAUGAUGAGGUCCCUUUCGAAGCCAUAGAGCAGGAAAAUGAGGGGUUGAUGGGAGAAGCACAAACAAAACGUCGUUCUUCUUUCUCCAGCAGUGAAACAGGAAAGCCCAGUCCACAAAUCACUCUAAAACGCCACGGCUCCAACGCAAAUCAGUACGGGAGGUAUGGGAAAACACGGGCACAGGAGGACGCACGCCGAUACUUGAAAGAAAAAGAAGACCUGGAAAAAGAAAUAGAUAGUAUCAGAGGUGCCCUAGUCUCUCUGCGAAAAAAGAAACGAGAGGCCAAAGAUAAGAUGAAUGGUGCCCCGGAUAAGCAGAAGUUGGCUUUAGAGGAGUGUGUAGCUCAGUUAGAGGACAGCUGUCGGGUGAAAGAGGGAGAGCGUGUGGACCUAGAGCUCAAACUCACGCAGGUGAAGGAGAACCUAAAGAAAUCUUUGGCUGGUGGAGAACUGGGGGCACCUACAGAGUACAUACAAAUUACAAACAAGACUCAGUAUAUGGAGUCAUUUCUCUCUGUUAACUGCACCUCUGAAAUGCGUAAGCGCCCCCCCUCCAUCUAUGCAUCCACGAAGGGAAACGUUAUGCAGAAAGCCAAGGAAUGGGAAUCUAAGAAGGGGACUUAAACUGCUGAUCAGGAAUGUCAAGGUUAAGAUGAGGACUUUUCAGCCACCUUUCUCAAACACAGACUGCUGUAAAUGCAUAUAUAUAUUGACUACGAUGACUGCCACUUUGGUAACUUUAUAAUGGGGUUAGAAUGACAAAGCAGCCGCAGUCAAAUGAUGAGGUUCUCUUCAAGUCUUGUGAAGUUCCAUGUUACAGGCACAAAUAUUGAAGGAUUGAGAUGGUAUGAGGAAAUAAUAGUUUGUCCUUUGAAAGUGCACAAAAGAGUUGUGGGUAGGUGGUAAAGAAAGAUGGGAAUGAAUGGGGGACAAUUCACUUUAAAAUAGUAUGUUAGGAGAGGCAUGGUGACAGAUUUGUACAAAGUGUUUUUACACUCCAUUGCUUAUACAGUACUUCUGGGGUAACUCCUGCUCUUAAAGGGUUACUUCUCCCCAAAAUGACUUUUUUUUUUUUUUCAUUAAUCACUUACCCCCCUGUCGUUCCAAACCUGUAAAAGCUUUCUUCUUCUUUGGGAA
Carassius auratus (goldfish) is the source of this 2994-nucleotide messenger RNA. Its product is annotated as actin filament-associated protein 1-like 1. Gene Ontology annotation, cellular component: cytosol. The transcript has 19 exons. NCBI's taxonomy places the organism in Eukaryota, Metazoa, Chordata, Actinopteri, Cypriniformes, Cyprinidae. The record is from RefSeq and is a predicted model, not a curated record. Gene Ontology annotation, molecular function: SH3 domain binding. The coding region runs from base 223 to 2481 and encodes 752 amino acids.